GUUAUUUCCAUUCAAAAAAGCCUUUAGAGAACAGUUGCGAGCUUGUUUAAUGGACCGAGAAGUGGCAUUGCUUGCAGAAAUGGACAAAGUAAAGGCUGAAGCAAUGGAAAUUUUGCUUGGCCGACAAAAGAAAGCUGAACUUCUAAAGAAGAUGACUGAUGUAGCUGUUCGAAUGUCAGAGGAGCAAUUGAUUGAGCUCAGAGCUGAUAUAAAGCAUUUUGUUAGUGAACGUAAAUAUGAUGAGGAUCUGGGACGAGUAGCACGGUUUACCUGUGAUGUAGAAACCCUAAAGAAGAGCAUUGAUUCAUUUGGACAAGUGUCACAUCCAAAGAACAGCUAUUCAACAAGAUCCCGGUGUAGUUCUGUUACAUCUGCAUCUUUGAGCAACCCAAGUGAUGCUUCUGCUGCUUCCUCUUCCACCUGUGCCUCUGCUCCCAGCCUUACAAGUACUAAUAAGAAAAUCUCUGCACCCGGAGAGACUCCUGCAGCCAUAACCCACUCCAGUGGCCGGCCUUCCCAGCCUCCUCGGGAGGUAUUUCCGGGGAACAGACGAGGAGGACAAGGCUAUAGACCACAAGGCCAAAAGUCCAGUGAAACCACAAGCCAAGGGAGACAUGACGGUGUAGGUCGUUACAGAAAUAGCUCAUGGUAUUCAUCUGCUCCCAAGUACCAGAAUGCUCCAGCCCAGGCACCAGGAAGCACUGAAUGGGGUCAGGUUCAUGCUUCAGGGACCAAUGGAACUGGAGCCAGCGUGGAGCCCAGCCCGCCCAAACCCUCUUUCAAAAAGGGGCUCCCCCAGCGCAAACCCAGGACCUCUCAGGCUGAAGCUGUGAACUCUUAAGGGAGAUCUUAGCUGACUUCUCAUCUCUCUUCCUCAUAACUCAACUUGAUAACUGGACUUUAGGAAACAUUCUUAGAUUUAAUAACAAAAUGAAGUUUAUGCAUAUCACUUUUUGUGCCAUUCUAAAUAUUUUUUAGUCUUUUCUCAUCAUUUCUUCUUUACCCUUUUUGGAAGGGAAACUUUUUUUUCUUUACUUUUCUCAGUGAUAUGGAUUCUGAUUGACGAUUUCCACUAGGAACAGAGUCAACAGUUGCCAGGUUCC
Messenger RNA from Elephantulus edwardii (Cape elephant shrew), 1103 nucleotides. RefSeq names its product spermatogenesis associated, serine-rich 2 (gene SPATS2). The transcript has 6 exons. Gene Ontology annotation, cellular component: cytoplasm. Lineage: Eukaryota; Metazoa; Chordata; Mammalia; Macroscelidea; Macroscelididae. The record is from RefSeq and is a predicted model, not a curated record. The annotation marks the transcript as partial.